UAAGUUAAUUUCGUAGCCCAUAAUUGACGCAAUAAAGAAAAUAAAAUGCCAACUUCACAUUUAAGAAAGGCUACUGGGGGCAAUUAAUGUCAACAUAAGAUUAGCCCCUUUUUCAAUACAAGAACGCAUGAUUCGAAAGAGCACUUGUAGUCCAUCUUCGGAACCGUAUUAACCAACAAAAAGCGCGAAAUGGGAUAUUUAAGUAUUUGAGGAAACUCCCGGAGAGGAAGUGGUCACGUGAGGCUCUCCCCUUUGUCCGAUCGAAGCGCCGCGUCAUCAACUAGGAGGAGAUUUUCGCUGUUUUCUUUUUGCUGACGAGCAAACACCUGGUCACGAUAGAAACGGACUUCGGUCGAGCGGCCGUAAACAUAGAGGCAGCGCGGGAUUAACGAUGGACUUUCGACGGGGUUUAGGGGUGGCUUGGUCUUUAUGAGGUGUUUGGGACUUCGAGAUUAACAUUUUUGAGAUGUUUACUUGCUUACAUGACGCAUGUUACAUCAACUGUCAUGAGCCAUGUUAUGUCAGCUGACAGGAGACCAGUAAGCGCUGGUGUCUGAGCUGUCACCUGACCCAAGAGGAAGCGGACCUGACCCCUCACUCCUCUAGGCAUCCAGCGCUCCCAGCAGCCGGCUCCCAUUUACCCCUCUCUACUUGCAGCUGGAGAACUCAUUCAUGGCUCGACUGGGGAAGUGAAAGCUCCCCUGGUUUGAGUGACUCCUUCGUCUGGAGACAGACUGUGUAUGGAGCGGUGAGGGGUCUGAGAGCAGCAGCAUGGCGGACCGGAGCUCUCUGCCCCUGCGGCAGAAGCUCAGCUACGCGGCCGGACACUUCCUCAACGACCUGUGCGCGUCCAUGUGGUUCUCUUACCUGCUGGUCUUCUACCACUCCGUGCUGGGCUUCCAGAGCACCUACGCAGGCGUGCUGCUGCUGUCGGGGCAGGUGGCGGACGGGCUCUGCACGCCCCUGAUCGGCUACGAGUCGGACAGGACGCCGGGCUGCGGGACCUACGGCCGGAGGAAGACCUGGCACCUCGUGGGUACGGUGAGUGUGGUCCUGUCGUUCGCCUUCGUCUUCAACCAGUGCCUAGGCUGCGAUGCGGCCACGCCCCAGUGGGUCAGCCUUCUCUACUUCCUGCCCUUCAUCGUGGUGUUCCAGUUCGGCUGGGCCGCCACCCAGAUCUCCCACCUGGCCCUCAUCCCCGAGCUCGUCUCCUGCAAGCAUGCCAAAGUGGAGCUCACCGCCUAUAGGUACGCCCUCACGGUGGUUGCCAACAUGGCCGUCUACUCCAUCGCCUUCCUGCUCUUCCACUUCCAGGCAGGAGAGGACGAUGACCCCGCCCUCAUUGACUCACUGGGACCAAUGGACAUCCCUGUCUUCAGGAACCUGUCCCUCAUCGUCCUGGCCGUGGGCUCCGUGUUCUCCCUCCUCUUCCACCUGGGCACCAAGGAGGGGGUUGGGGCUCCGGGAGGAGUGGGGGAGGAGGAGGAGGAGGAGGAGGGGGAGGGGGAGAGGAGGCCUCUCCUCAUUGGCUCCUCCUCUCCUCCUCCUCGGUCUCUGCUGCAGUGGAAGUGUUGGCUCCGCCAGCCUUCCUUCUACCAGGUGGCUCUGCUCUACAUGUGCACCAGGCUGAUAGUGAACUUAUCUCAGACCUACAUCUCCAUGUACCUCAUCAACACCCUGGGUCUGCCCAAGAGGUUCAUAGCCACCAUUCCUCUGGUCAUGUACCUGAGUGGAUUCCUGUCGUCGUUCAUCAUGAAGUCGCUCAGCAAGCAGAUCGGAACCGCGAUGACCUACUUCCUGGGCCUGCUGCUCGUGAUGGCCUUCUCCUAUUGGGUGUUGCUAGACGACCAGAUGGGCGAGCGGGUGUACGGCGCGGCCGUACUGUUGGGGGCGGGGUCAGCAACCAUACUGGUGAUGUCACUCUCCAUGACCGCUGACCUCAUCGGAGACCAGACGCAAAGCGGGGCGUUCGUCUACGGCGCAAUGAGUUUUACUGACAAGGUGGCCAACGGAGCGGCGGUCAUGGUCAUCCAGGCGGUGCACCCCUGCCAUACCAUGGUGUGCUGCCCCGCCUGCGUCUGGUUCUACCACCGCAUCAUGGUGCUAGUCACCGGGGGCGUGGCCGCCGCUGCCGCCCUGGGCCUCUGCACCCUCCUUAUCUGGCCAAUCAGGAUCCGGGCAGUACCGGUGGUUUCAGGUCUUCAGGGCCAACAGGCAGAGGAAGUGGCCUCUGAUAAUGCCUCCAGGGUGAACUAAUUUGCCCCGCCUUCCCGAUGACAUCAUCCUCCAUGGGUAUGUGUUCCUGUAGGGACCACAGGAGCCACUGGUCUCAGUGGGACUAAAGAACACUACCUUCACCUUCCUCUUCAUCCAAGUGUUGACGGAUACAGGGACCUUGUUGACCACCUGUUUACUAUUUAUCACUACGGUAACACAGGGAGAUGGUCACCUUGAGACCAAUAUAAUGUAAUUUACUCUGAGAUGUAUCCACUUUUUGGUAUUGAAUCUUUCAUGCUUUGUAUGUCCUUGUUUCACGAGCAUUAAAAGGGAAACUCUUUGUACUGAGA
Molecule: messenger RNA, 2567 nt
Organism: Gadus morhua (Atlantic cod)
Lineage: Eukaryota; Metazoa; Chordata; Actinopteri; Gadiformes; Gadidae
Gene: mfsd12a
Product: major facilitator superfamily domain containing 12a
Exons: 11
Coding region: 772-2256 (494 amino acids)
Biological process (GO): pigment metabolic process involved in pigmentation; carbohydrate transport; regulation of melanin biosynthetic process
Cellular component (GO): plasma membrane
Molecular function (GO): symporter activity
Source: RefSeq, a predicted model, not a curated record